Mus caroli (Ryukyu mouse) is the source of this 2864-nucleotide messenger RNA. It is a transcript of the gene Pard6g, whose product is annotated as par-6 family cell polarity regulator gamma. Lineage: Eukaryota; Metazoa; Chordata; Mammalia; Rodentia; Muridae. Gene Ontology annotation, cellular component: nucleus; apical plasma membrane; cell cortex. Gene Ontology annotation, molecular function: protein binding. Gene Ontology annotation, biological process: establishment or maintenance of cell polarity; centrosome cycle; regulation of cellular localization. The record is from RefSeq and is a predicted model, not a curated record.
CCCCGCGGCGCGCCGCCAGCCCCGCUCCGGCCCGCCUCACGCCGUGCAGCCGGGCGCCCUAGCGAGCGCGGGCCCGGCGCCGGGCCCGGGCAGACGUUGGGGGGCGUCUCCGCGGAGACUCUCUCUGAGGCCCCUGAGCGGCGAGGGCGAAGGCGAGGCUGAGUGGGGCCGAAAUCAUGAACCGGAGUUUUCAUAAGUCUCAGACCCUACGCUUCUACGACUGCAGCGCUGUGGAAGUCAAGAGCAAGUUUGGCGCCGAGUUCCGAAGGUUCUCCUUGGACCGCCACAAGCCUGGGAAGUUUGAAGAUUUCUACCAGCUGGUGGUGCACACCCACCACAUCUCUAACACCGAGGUGACCAUCGGCUAUGCCGAUGUGCACGGGGACCUGCUGCCCAUCAACAAUGACGACAACUUCUGCAAGGCGGUCUCAAGUGCAAACCCCUUGCUUCGAGUCUUCAUCCAGAAGCGAGAAGAGGCAGACCAUUACAGCUUCGGAGCAGGCACUCUGUCACGGAAGAAAAAGGUGCUGGUGACCCUGAGGGAUGAGGGUCUGCGUCGGCGUCCCCACCUCAACAUCAGCAUGCCGCAUGACUUCCGCCCAGUGUCAUCCAUCAUCGAUGUGGACAUCCUCCCAGAGACGCACCGCCGAGUGAGGCUCUACAGACACGGCUGUGAGAAGCCACUGGGCUUCUACAUUCGAGAUGGCACCAGCGUGCGGGUGACGCCCCAUGGGCUAGAAAAGGUACCAGGUAUCUUCAUUUCUCGAAUGGUGCCCGGGGGCCUUGCAGAGAGCACUGGGCUACUGGCUGUGAAUGAUGAAGUCCUGGAGGUGAAUGGGAUUGAGGUAGCUGGAAAGACAUUGGAUCAAGUCACAGACAUGAUGAUAGCCAACAGCCACAACCUCAUUGUCACUGUCAAGCCGGCCAACCAAAGGAACAAUGUGGUCCGCAGCAGCCGCACGUCCGGCAGCUCUGUGCAUUCCACAGACAGCACCACCAGUCACCACAGCCUGCCAGGUGCCCAUGUCCUGCAGAAUUCUGAGGAUGUGGAGAGUGACGAGGAAGCCGACAUUGUCAUUGAAGGGGCUCUAGAACCUCAACACAUUCCCAAGACGCAGGCUGUACCUCCAGGCAGCCUCUCCAGGGCCAAUGGCACCAGCCUUGCUCACAGGCUGCACAGAGGGGACAUGAGCCUGCAUAGCUCUGGGAGGGAGAGCAACGGCAGCAUCCACAGAUUUCUCAGCUCUCUGAAGCCAGAUCCCCGACACAGCCUGGUCCUCCCCCAAGGAGGGGUGGAGGAACAUGGGCCAGCCAUUACACUCUAGGGCUCAAGCCACUUGGGCAGGCUAGAGUCCCAGACAGACUGUGUGUUACCAAGACCCAUGAGUGGCAAAUAUUAAAUAGCAUGUAGUACUGUUAGAUAUAUAGUGACUCCAAAGAGAAGCGCUUUCCAUUUUUAUGUCAAUUUUAAAAUAAGAAAAAUAAUUGUAUACUUCAUCUUUUUCUUUUUCAUCAUCAUUCCUACAACCGUAUUCUUUAUUUAAACUUUUAAACAAGAAUACUAUUUUUAUAGGGUUUUUCCACAAACUUAAAAUAUGCACAACUGCAAAUUAUCUGGGCCAGGCCUCAGUGCCUGUCCAGAACCUUUGUGGAGUGAAACACAACACAAAAGUGCAGAGAGUAUUUUUAACAUUUUUUAAAAUACUUGUUUUUAAAAUGAAGCUUUAUAGAUAACUUUUUAAAAACAGUAAAAUUCAUGUUUUUAACCAGUUCAUGUAAAACUAUCCACUGACCCCGUGUGGCUGUGACAGAGCAAUGGCUGGGCUCCAUCACAGGGAGUCUGUUUCCACACUGUUUACAACCAGCUUAGAAAGCCCUCUGAACUAUACACAAGACCCGCUGGGAUUACAACGCUCUGCAUCUGCGGAGCUGCCCUAGCCGUGACAGUCAGGCAGUCACUGCUGUCAGCUCAAGUGGAUUUAGGAACCAAGCAACUCUGCUGGCUAGAAGGUGAGGCCAGUGGUAGCACGUGGGAUUAAAAGCCAACUGUUCCAUCCGUGUUUCCUCUGGGUUGGCUGACUAGUGCGGUUUUAAGGCGUCUUCAGUAGAAAUGAGUCUCGUACCUCUGAAGGCCCACAGCCGUGGGGUGAAUGUGCAUGUUAGCUUUGCUUUUGAAAUAGCUAGUUAUUUUUAUAAGAGAAGAUUCGAGCAUGUCAGUGCCUGUUCCUAGAAUAGUGAUCAAUGGCAGGAAACAUCUUAACUACAAGUCACCGUGGAACUUAAUAGUUUUGACAGAUCACUUUUCUUUAGCCUUAGAGGUGUAUCAAUGUCUGACCCAGUUAAAUUUUAUAUGAAUUGUGCUUUCUGUUUGGAUACAGUGUUGGGAGAGAAUAUCCAAUUGAUUAACUGAGGACAAACUGACCAAGUGACUCCUCCAUGUAAAUAAAGCUUUAAAGUGUCUUCAUCUUCCAGGUCGAGUGCCCCAGCUGCUGCCCUUAUGGUCUAGCGUCACCUGCUGGUAAGACGCAGAACUGUCCUGACUUCAUGAAUGCCAGAUGGAGAAUGCAUCUCAGCAUUGGCCUUUGUCCAGAAUUCAUGCUGUCAAAUAGUGUUUUUCUUUCCUUUGGGGAACUGUUUACUGAGCAGAGGUGGCCUUGGUUAAGGAUUGCUUCCUUGGCCUGUGCCUGUCUCUCAGUUAUGUGCGGAGUAUCCACACAAGGAGAGCAAGAUACUCCCCGGGUCUCGGCGAGGGUCCAGGCACCCAGACUCAUGGCUUCUAAACUGCUAAAAUCAACUGUUUUGUUUCCAUGUUGCUGCAGUGAUCUGAAAUGUGCUUUUCUAAGACAGACAUUACAGAACCAAAA